Messenger RNA from Vigna unguiculata (cowpea), 1889 nucleotides. RefSeq lists its product as uncharacterized. Lineage: Eukaryota; Viridiplantae; Streptophyta; Magnoliopsida; Fabales; Fabaceae. The record is from RefSeq and is a predicted model, not a curated record.
UGUGUGUUUUCUCAUCCCACGGAGCGUUGAUUCCUCCAAUUUCGGAAGUGUUCGGUUUAAACAAAUGGAUCACAUAAAACGACUUUUUAUUUUUAUAUUUUAAAUUUCUGGUACCACCCAAUGAAUUUGUUGCGGAAAAUCUUUCGGAUUUCUGGCCCUGGUGGGGAUAAGUUGAUGGGGUCGUAAGUGCAACAGAGCCACGAAAGGAGAGAGUUUUGGUUUCCAAAACCUUGUUUUUCCCAACACAGAAAAAAUGUUGCAGAAGCUGUGUUUGAUGGCUUCUCAUGGAUGCCCUGUGGGACUUGCUUUGCAGCAAGAUUUGCCCAUGGUUGGGAGCACCAUUACCAAGGGUUGUCAACCAUUAUUGCCUUCUCCUGUACUGAGACCAGAAAUGAUCAGAUAUGAGUCUCCACUAAAUCCAUUUGAGACAACCAAGCCCCAGCAAAAGUGGUUCGAUUCUGACCAGAUUGUUAACGUGAACUUGUCGACUCAAAGACCCAUGCUUAUUGAUGUUCAAGGAACUUAUCCAAGCCCAGUACACUUUGGCUUUGGCAUCGUUGAACAAUGCUCUCAGCAGGAUAAAAUUUUGCAGUGCAUCAUGUCUGAGAGUGCUGAAGCUGGUAUAGGUGGUUUACAUAUAUCUUUGUUGUCUGACUUGGUGGAUUUGCAAUUGUCAGGCAUUGAUGAACCUCAAAAGCCAUUGACACCUAUUAUCCCAGAAAGCAAAUUCUUCAUCCCGAAGCUUUUGCUAGAUAUUUUUCAAGAUUCGGCCUUUAGUUCAAAGGUCACAGUUCAUCCAGAUGGUCAAGUCACUUUCAUGGGUACUGCUCUUGAGAUGAAAGAUGUUCUUUCUGUAGUUUCUGACUCAUACUUAUUACGGAAGGGUGAAAAACAAUUUAUGCUUGUUCCACACUUCAGCAGGAUGAGUAUCAAAGAAGUAGAAGUAAAAAGUCUUUCCUCCACGCUGGAUAUUCAUUCUACAUUGACUGUUCCUUUGAGGAGUCCCGAGAAAGCCAAAGUGAAGCCUUCACGAAAGAAGAACAAGAAAGUAGCCACGGAGAGGGAUCUCUUCAAGAAGAACUACUUACAUGCAUGUGAGAGCCUUCUGUCCUUAUUGGUUGACAAGAGGCAACACCGCAAAACAGCAAUUCUCUCUCUCAAGAAAUCUGGCCCUGAACUUCCUGAGCUCCUUACACAAUUUUCUGCUGGCAUUGCCGGUACUGGUCUUGCUGUUCUGCUAUCUGUUAUCUGUAAGCUUGCUUGUGGAAGAGGGAUUCCCUUUUGUUCUUAUAAGCUCAUCAACACAGGGUUUGGAUUUGGGUUGGUUUGGCUUUCUUGGGCAGUUAAUAAGCUAAGGGAUACAAUUGUUGGCAUUAACAAGAAUGGUGGAAAGCCAAGACUGAAAGAUGAGGAGAUAAUUCAAAAGGUGGACAAGAGCCUAAGAGAAAUAUACUUCAGAUCCGCUGCAUUGCUGGCAGUAGCAGUGCUAAGGCUUGCUUGAGCACUGAACAAAUUAUCUCAUUAAAAUUGAAGUGCUGCAAGUGUCACAGGUCCACACAUUGGAACAAUCAUUAUACCUUAUUUGUUGGAUGUCAUGGCCAACGCUUUUGGGGAAGUGAUAGCAAAACGCAAUCUUGUUUCAAACCAAAUGAACCUUUGCUUGAUCUUGGAAGCACAUGAUUGUGGAUUAUUGGCUUGAGCAGCACUUGGAUUCUGUACUUUGGGUGAUGAUAGUAUCUUGUUUCAUUAACCAAAGUAUGUAGCAUACUUAUUUGAUUGGUAUUAGGGCAGUGAGGUAAAUUGUAAAGUGUAAUGUGAAAUUUUGUAAUGAAAUACUGUUUUGGUAAAAUUGUUCAGGUGGUUAUAUAUCACUGCUACCAAAUGAUGCA